Molecule: messenger RNA, 3178 nt
Organism: Drosophila teissieri
Lineage: Eukaryota; Metazoa; Arthropoda; Insecta; Diptera; Drosophilidae
Gene: INPP5E
Product: inositol polyphosphate 5-phosphatase E
Exons: 5
Coding region: 465-2708 (747 amino acids)
Biological process (GO): phosphatidylinositol dephosphorylation
Molecular function (GO): phosphatase activity
Source: RefSeq, a predicted model, not a curated record
UGCGUACAGUGCGGAACAUGAAAAGCACACCAAUAGCGGAAUCAAUGCGCACCUGAACCUGAACUUGAAUGUCGCAUGUGUGCCAUUGUUGCUGCUUUUAUGCUAGACCUCUCGCCCCAAGGAUCUGCCCACAUAUGUAUUUUAUUUGCCUGCAGAGCCGCGCACGCAAUCCCCGCCAGUCAGCCCAAUUAGCCUGAUUUCGUGUACGUCAUCGUCGGGCCGAAAAUAAUUUGCAUUGCGACCAGCCAGAACGCCGGACCAAAGUCGCAUUUGCAUUGUGCCCGUUCGUUCGAUGACGUCUGGCUUUACUAUUCACAUGGCCGGCAGCCAGAGGCCAUCGCACAAUGAGCUCGGUUCGAGAGAUCCGGCAGAUAGCGCAAAUUAACUUGACAAAGGCGGGCAUGAUAACCACUUAGCACCUUCACCUUAGAUGAUAGAAACAUUUGGUUCGGACUCAAGCCAACAUGCAGCACAGCAGCGCGGGAAGUGAGGAGCGGAUAACCAGUUCCACCAGCAGCCCCAGAUCCGGUCACAAGUCCGCCAGCUCCCUGUUCGGUUUGCUGAGCAAGCGACCUAGUAAAGUGGAGCCACAUCCCGUGACCCCCGAAUCGCCAAGACUACAACAGAGACCCGUGUCCGCCUGUGGGCAAUACGAUGUCAGUUUCGCCAAGUGCAAUGCGGAGACGUCUGCAAACCAUGUUAAUAACAAUGGCAGUACCCUUAAGAGCCAAACCCUGCCGCUGGAGAAGUCGCACAGCGGGCUGAUCAGCUUCCAUAGGCGUGCAAAGCCAAGUUCCUCGAAAGGAAAGAACCACUCGUACCGGCACAGUACGGAUGCGGGCUCCCAAAGCGAUGGAGGAGCCGACGUGGUUAUGCGGCGCAAGUCUCCCAAGCACCGCUCACCCAAUCACAACAGAUUUAGCCACCAGUUCAGUCUGUGCUGCAAGGCGGAAAAGAAACCGAUGACGCCGCCGGUGACCGUGCGGUAUAACUCCAUACCGGAUAACAACAGUGUUUUGCGCCGCGAUAACCUCUCGCUCAGCUGGAGCAUGGUGGACAACAACUCGGGCUCGCUGCACUCCAGCGAGGGAUCCACUCGCCGACCGCGUCCGUCCAGCGAGUGUGCCAGUGCCCCAGAAUCACCGGUGGCCAGCAAGACCUUUUUUGCCCAGUGCAGUCCAGCGGCGGCCAGCGCUUCGGUUGCACGGAGCGAAAGCCUCCAGAAUCGGUCGCCCAUUCGACCCAUAGCAGUAUCAGCCUGCCGUUCCCGACUGCGUUUAAAGCUCUAUCCACCUGGGCAACAGCUACCUCCUCUUCAGGCAGCCAACGAACCUGGUGACAUUAAAAGAGCCACCACACCACAGCACAUGUCCUCGCCCAAUAUAGCCACGCAGCCGGAUGAAAUAGAACACAUAGAGGAGCAGCCAGGCGUGAGGUUUAUGUCGCACGAGAACAUGACACUCCAAAGACAGGGUUCGGGAUCUAAUUUGGCCCGCCAGACUUUAAUGGCGGCCCAUGCAUUGAACCUUAUACCGGCGGAAAAGGCUAGGGAACGGAGUUUCCUGGAUGGCAGGCUGGGAUCAACUUCGCUUUUGGGUCCCAGUGAGCUAAGCCGCGUGCUGCCACAAAAGGAGAUAACCGUCUUCGUGGGCACUUGGAAUAUGAAUGGCCACAGUCCACCCAAACAACUUAAUGAUUUUGUGCUGCCAGCCAAUGUGGAGCACGUUCCCGACAUUGUGGUAAUGGGCACACAGGAGUCCACCCCCGACCGCUUCGAAUGGGAGGUCACCAUUCAGGAGACCUUAGGUCCCUCCCACGUGCUCUUCCAUGCCACAACUCUGGGUACCCUCCAUCUGGCUGUGUAUAUGCGACGGGACUUGAUCUGGUACUGCUCCGUACCCGAGGAUGCCUCUAUGUCGGUGCGCACGGGCUCCGCCUUUCGAACAAAGGGAGCCGUGGCCAUAUCCUUUUGCCUGUUUGGCACUUCCAUGCUGUUUGUGACCUCGCAUUUAACGGCGCACCAGCAAAAGGUGAAAGAGCGUGUGUCGGACGUAAAGCGGAUCAUCAAUGCUCUGGACUUGCCUCGCAAUUUGCCCAAUCAGCGGCAUAAGAACAAAGAUGUCACGCAAAACUUUGACAAUGUCUUCUGGUGCGGCGAUCUUAACUUUCGACUGGGCGAGCCACGUGAGAAGCUGCUGGAGUGGAUUCAGAACACCAAGUUUCCGCUGCCGUCACACUUACCGCAUGGUUACAUGCAUACGGAUCAGUUGACUUCCGUUCUGGCUGAUGGCGCCGCCUUCCGUGGCUUUAUGGAGGCAAACAUCACGUUUCCACCCACGUACAAGUACGAUCCGGGCAGCCAGAACUUCGAUACCUCGUCAAAGCAGCGUGCGCCCGCCUACACGGAUCGCAUUCUCUACAAGUACCGCCAAAUGCAGGGACUAGUCAUUCGUCGGCAGACCCUUGUGCCCGGUGUUUCCACACCAACGCAGCCACACGUUCAAUGUCUGCUCUACGACUCGGUGCCUUCGAUAACCACCUCGGAUCACAAGCCAGUGUGGGCGCUGUUCCGAACACUCAUCCGUGCGGGAACUGAUGCAAUUCCCUUGGCUGCUGGCCUCUUCAGUCGCGACAUUUAUCUGGAGGGAAUGCGUCGACGCUUGAAUAACCAGUAUAGCGGCGCCUCGGCCGUUUGUGUGUUACAGUAAACUAUUGAGAUGCUAACCAAAGCUAGGCUUCCUAGUGGUCGCCCACCCACGUUGAAAUCUAUUUAGUCAUUUACUCGAAUCUCAAAGUGCUAGUCAAAGCUUUCCUACGGUUGUGCGACGCCUUUGUACUACCCCGAUUAGAAUGUUACCCAGUGCGCUGUCGGAUGUCGAAGUAACGAUAUAACCAUUAAAUACCCUGCAAUGCUGCGGUAGAUCUUAGGCGCUGCCUUUCGCCUCGAGGCCUUAGUCGUAAUACGUUCCUUAUGAGAUUAUUUAAUACAUACUCGAGCAACAAUUCUGUACCUCUACUAUGAAGCACAAGCUUAGUCCGUAGUUAAACUAAAUCUGAUAGUUAAAGUUUAGUCAAAUAUUGAAAUGAAAUCGAAAUAUGAAUUACUUUGAAUGCGUAAUGUUAACUAGCAGUAAAUAUAUUUUAUGCAUCUAACGGAAGAGCUUUAUUACUUGUUGAA